Molecule: messenger RNA, 2892 nt
Organism: Peniophora sp. CBMAI 1063
Lineage: Eukaryota; Fungi; Basidiomycota; Agaricomycetes; Russulales; Peniophoraceae
Source: the annotation of a GenBank genome assembly
AUGGUUAACGUCAGUGCCUCGACUCGGACAAGACACGAAGAUGAGGAGGCCAGGGUCAGGUCAGAGGGUGGUCGUGACGAACAGGCCACUGGUAACAUACUACCAAGUUUUGGUGCGGAUGUAGAAGGUGCUUUCAAAGAAGAAUUAGCACGGUCUACACCUCUGCUUAGCCAGCUUUGCUGCACACUCGUCAUCUGGCUUCAUCUACGCGCUGGCAUCAGCCGUGCAACCUCGAACGUCAUUCUUCGCUCGCUGAAACUCAUCCUCGCCACGACCUUUACUAUCAUCAGAGUUGCAGCCCAGGCUGCCAUGGGCGUUACAAUCCCACUCACGUCACCCGAUAUCCCGGUUGAUGUUCGCACUGCUCUGAAGCAACGCCUCAUUGAGCCCGUGAUACUCCGAACGAUCUGCUGCCCUAGAUGUUUCUUGGUUUAUGGGAGUGCUGCACCCGAGCAGUGUACCUGGCGAGAGUCGCCGCGAUCGCGGGUGUGCGCUACAUCGUUAUGGACCACACGCAAUACGAGCCAGGGCCCUAAACGUGUACCCAGAUGUCUAUACACUACCCAAUGCUUCGAUGACUGGUUGCGCUUUUUUCUCGGGCGGCAGAUGAUUGAAGAUGCCCUUAUCAGGUCCUUUCAGCUGUACCGCGAUCAUCGCAGUGAUGUUGAUGGAGAUGUACAUGAUGUACAUGAGAGUCGGGCCUGGCAUAAGCUGCAUGGCGAGUUCUCAAACCCAUACAAUCUUGUAUUCGGGAUCUACAUCGACUGGUUCAACCCACUUACAAACCGCAUCGCGGGAAAGAAGGUGUCCUAUGGUGCCAUAGUCUUAUACUGCAUGAACUUGCCACCAGAGCUGCGCUUCCGACCCGAGAAUGUUUACAUCGCUGGUAUUACUCCGGGCCCAAACGCUCCCAACAUGAUUACGAUCAGUCACAUACUUGAGCUAUUAAUCAACGUUGUUUCUCGCUAUACUUCCCCUGGCCAUCAUGUACCUACCUUCCACCAUCCGCAGGGCAUGCUGAUUCAACUAGUUCUUGCUCCGCUCAUCGCCGACAUCGAGGCCGUGCGUAAGACUGCGGGCUUUAUGUCUCACUCUGCGAAUCUGUUCUGUUCGUUCUGUGACUUGCCUUCGCAACGCAUCGAGGAACUCAAUUCAUCAGCCUGGACAGAGCGCUCUGCUCAAACAGUACGGGCACAGGCUGAGCAAUGGCGUAGUCUGGUAACCAAGAAGGCAAAGAGCGAGCAGGCUACCAGCACCGGUGUUCGCUGGACACCCUUCUAUCUCAUGCCAUCGUGGAAUCCAAUUGAGCACGUCAUGCUGGGAUACAUGCAUAACUGGAUCGAGGGCAUCCUCAAACACCAGCAGCGUCGCCUGUGGAAUAUUGGGCCAGAUAAGGAGAAUGUGGCUGACACAGUGGAGUCGCAUGCAUCUGAGGCCUCCGAACUCGAGUCCGACGCCAGCAGCGACACUCAUUCGCUCAAUGCUGUCUCUGAUGUUGAGAUGCCACCUUCGUCCUCUACCCCGUCUGGUGGCAGUACACCACGUGCAUCACGCUUUACACUUCUUCCCGACGAUCUCGAGGACGACUCGGACAGCGAUUCGGAUGACGAACUCGAUAUCACCGUCAACUUCGGACCAGCUCCGACAUCUUCGCAUCCACCAUUCCAUUUUACUGCCGUGCAGUUGUCAUUGAUCCGGAGUGUAAUUGCUCUUGUCACUCUUCCGACAUACCUUGAUCGGCCGCCUACGAAUCUUGGGGAGGCUAAGCAUGGGAAGCUUAAGGCUGAUACAUAUUUGACUCUGUUUGCCUUUAUCUUCCCCCUCAUCAUUCCCGAGUUAUGGUGGGCUUUUCCAGCCUUAUCCUAUGAGCGCCAGCUGCUGGACAGCUUCUACCAUCUUAUGGUCGCAACUUUUGUCAUCAUCUCCUAUGUGACCUCGGUGCAUGAUCGCACACUAUUUUCCUAUCACUACAUCUCUUAUCGCCGCUCCAUUCAGGAGCUCUUCCCUGUCGGAUCACUUCCCAAUCACCAUUACGCUAUGCACUACCCCGGCAUCAUGGAGAACUGGGGACCAGUCGCUUCGUUGAGCGAGUUUGCGGGCGAGCGAUUGAACGGUCAGCUUCAGAGGACCAAGACGAAUCGUCGCAUGCGUGAUAUGGAUUUCACCAUGCUGCGACAAACAGCGAGACGUGCACGCCUACAAGCAUUGCUACAUGACACGACUCCGGACGAUAGCACUUCGGGCUUGACAGCCAUCCUCACAGAAGCCGACCCCGAUGCUGAGCACACUCGCACCGCCAAUGCAGCUUCUCAAGUACCUGGUAAUACUCUCACAUCGUACCAACUGGCUCAGUUUCUGGUUGCUGCACCCCUACUCGACGAAGCCCAUUAUGUUCUGAUCCUCCGUCAUGUCCAAACCUACAUCCGCCCAUUCCAACCAUUCGAUCAACUCCCCGCGCAACCCGAUAUCCCCAUUCUUGCCCCGAAUGCUAAGCGACCUCGCACACUCGUCAUCAACAGGCGUACCUAUAGCGAUAUGGUCCAGCACAGAGGCAACAGUGCUGUUCAGUACCGCGAUCCAACCAGCAAUGUUCGUCAUUCUGGCUUCAUACAGGCUAUCCGGGUCAUACCGCUGGAACACCAACUUCGUACAUUCGUAUUGGUCUCCCCCCAUGCACCCCUUCCUGAACACGAAUUCCUCCGUACACCCUAUGCUCACUACAAACUACUCAGAACCACCAUCUUCGAUGCUGCACCCUCUCCCACCUUGAUCGUACUCGAGCCCAAGGACAUCAUCGCUCAUGUUACCACCUUGCUGCGCCCCAUGGGGACUUACGGAGUUCCCCGACAGACUCUCGUAGUCUGCUCGUCUCUCGAUCGUGGCCUGGUGUAG